GGCCACCAUCAUUAGAGACUCCAUCCAAAAUAGCAGGAAAUCCAAGAUGGGAUCCCUACUUUAAGGUGUGAUAUUCAGCUAUUCAAUAUUCUCCUUCAAAAAAUUUCACUAUUUAAACCCAUAAGACCCUUAAUUGUAUUUUGGCUUGUAUUGGAUAAACAUAGGAUUGUAUUGGAGCUAUUGAUGGCACACAUAUAAGAGCUUCGGUUUCCAUAGAUAUGGAACCUUCAUUUCGUGGUAGAAAGUCUUAUGCCUCUCAAAAUGUAAUGGCGGCCGUUGAUUUUGAUCUUCGAUUCACAUAUGUCUUGGCUGGUUGGGAGGGUUCAGCACAUGAUGCUUUAGUACUAAGAGAUGCUUUAGAGCGAGAGAAUGGCCUUCGUGUACCACAAGGAAAAUUCUAUCUAGUGGACGCUGGAUAUGGAGCCAAACCUGGAUUUUUGCCCCCUUUUCGUGCUGUCCGGUAUCACUUGAAUGAAUGGGGAAAUAAUCCGGUACAAAAUGAGAAGGAGUUGUUCAACCUUAGGCACUCGUCUCUUCGUGUCACCGUAGAGCGUGCAUUUGGUUCACUGAAGAGAAGAUUUAAAAUACUUGAUGAUGCCACACCAUUCUUUUCAUUUUCUACUCAAGUAGAUAUUGUUGUAGCCUGCUGCAUUAUUCACAAUUGGGUCAUACAAGAUGGAGGUGAUGAGCUGAUCAUUGAAGAAUCUAAUUGGCCAAUUCAUAAUCAUGCUACAACAACAAGUGGCCAAGCUAGUGAACAUGCAUUCAUGGUUAAUUUGAGGCAGGAAAUAGCAAAUCAGAUGUGGGAAGAUCGUCAAAACCACUAUGCUUCCUAAUUUGUUAUUGUUUUUCUUGCUGUAAUUUUUAUUUAUGGACAUUAAUAUAUGGACUUAAUUAAUGUAUUCAUAUAUUGUGUGAGAUUACUUCUUGCUAUAUGCACAUGACUUAUUUAAUGUAUUCAUGGACAUCAAUCAUUUAUGUCAAAGUUCUUCAUGGGAUGUAUAUGUCUGGACAUAACCAUAUUGCAGAAAAUGGAGAGUGAAGGAGCUGGUGAGCACUUUGUAGAACAAGCUGAUGGUAGUAGCCAUGUUGUGUGGACUUCUGCAAUGUCCGCUUACAUGCUCAGUAACCUAGCAAGCCUUGUGGCUGAAGGGAUCAGGACAUCAACAGGCUUCAAGAAAGUUCACCUUAACAUGUGUGCUAAGGCUCUAAAUGACUAUUUCAAGAUGAAGCUCACUGGAGAACAAGUGAAGAACCAUUUGAGGACAUGGAAGAGAAGAUAUGCGAAGAUAAACAGACUUAGGAAGUUAAGUGCUGCUUCUUGGAACGAAGAUAACUACAUGAUCACUCUUGAUCAUGAACAUUAUGCAAACUAUGUGCAGGAUCACAAAUCUGAUGCUGAGUUUUUAAACAAGCCUUUGGAGAACUAUAAGGAAAUGUUCACUGUCUUUGGAAACAAUAUGGCUACAGGAAAGUAUGCAAAAGGAUCAAGUGAAGCUCUAGGUACUGAAGAUAGAAACAGUAUGGCUGAAACAGAGAUUGAUGAGGGAGAUGUUAAUGCUGUUCCUAGUCCUAUAGAUGAUAUUGGGGCUUCAUCCUCAGCUCCUAGACCUAGGAAGAAGGCAAAGGUUACUAGUAAUGAAGAGGCAGGGCUGAUUGGAGCAUUCAAAGAUGGUGCUGAAAGGCUUGCAAUGGCUAUUGAGAAGGCUGGUUCAGAUGACCUACCACCUGACUUGCUUCAAACAUUGCAAAGUAUUCCAGGUUUUGAUGACACACACAAGGCCUUUUACUUUGCAUAUCUAGUGAAAAAUCCUGGAUUAGCAAGGCAGUUCCCUACUCUCCCAUUGACAUAUCAGAUAAGUUUGCUUGCUCGGUUCGUUAGUGAGACCUUUCCUUAGAUUAUGAGGACCGGGAAUUAGGACUAUGCUGGAGGUUAAGUGGAAAUUAGAACUAUGUUGUUCUUUUGUUAUGUAAACCAUGACCAAUACUUUGUUUUCAAGUACUGGGAUUGAAAUAAUGGCUUUGCUAUGUCGAAAUACUCGAUUUGUUAUGAAAUACUGGGUUUGUUAUGACCAACAUGGAUGCUCGGUUUGUUUGUUUUGAAAUACUGGGUUUGAGAUUCAUUGUAAUGGUGUAUGCUCAGGUUGUUUGUUUUGAAGUACUGUUUGAAAUAUUGUUUUGA
Molecule: messenger RNA, 2182 nt
Organism: Zea mays
Lineage: Eukaryota; Viridiplantae; Streptophyta; Magnoliopsida; Poales; Poaceae
Exons: 3
Coding region: 978-1898 (306 amino acids)
Source: RefSeq, a predicted model, not a curated record